AUGGUAGCUUGGGCAGCUUUAGGCGCAAUGGGAACAAAAGCAUUAGCAUUUGGAGCAAAAGCACUUGGAGCUUAUGACGCAGUAAAUAAAAUGAGUGGAGGAAGGGUUUCGAAGACAUUAGACGCAAAUAAAGGAAAGAUUGGAGGCUGGGUUGCAAAGAAGUUAAGAUUAAAUAAAAUAG
This is a messenger RNA of Trichomonas vaginalis G3, 181 nucleotides long. RefSeq names its product protein of unknown function, DUF4107 family. The annotation marks the transcript as partial. The record is from RefSeq and is a predicted model, not a curated record. Lineage: Eukaryota; Parabasalia; Trichomonadida; Trichomonadidae. The transcript has a single exon.